AUGUCAGACGGGAGACCCUCGGGAGCGAAGUGGCCGCCAGCGGCUAGGCAGCUUGCUUCCAAAGGGAUUGUGUUUGUGACUGGUGGUUUGGACGGUUGGGAUUUAACUACCUCUGCGACCAAGGAUACGCCUAUUUAUGCAUGCAGCAUUAGUGUUGUAAACAAUGAGGAGGCACUUCUGUGA
Paracoccidioides lutzii Pb01 is the source of this 183-nucleotide messenger RNA. RefSeq lists its product as hypothetical. The transcript has 2 exons. The coding region runs from base 1 to 183 and encodes 60 amino acids. The record is from RefSeq and is a predicted model, not a curated record.